Ceratosolen solmsi marchali is the source of this 1857-nucleotide messenger RNA. RefSeq names its product mitochondrial ribosomal protein S30 (gene mRpS30). Lineage: Eukaryota; Metazoa; Arthropoda; Insecta; Hymenoptera; Agaonidae. Gene Ontology annotation, biological process: translation. Gene Ontology annotation, cellular component: mitochondrial large ribosomal subunit; ribosome; mitochondrion. The transcript is spliced from 4 exons. The record is from RefSeq and is a predicted model, not a curated record. Gene Ontology annotation, molecular function: structural constituent of ribosome. Bases 87 to 1847 code for a protein of 586 amino acids.
AAUAUAUAUUUAAAAAAAAACGUAAUGUGGUUUGUAGAAAAUAUGUAAAGAAAUUCAUAAGGGUCAAUUAGUUUGUCGUUUAUAAGAUGAAUAGCUAUAAAGUGAAUUCACGACUGUUGUCGCGCUUUAAUUCUUUAAUUAGCCAGACGCAAAGAUAUUUAAGUGCGCCUGCUGAGGUUGAAAUCGAUGAAUCCGAUAAGAAAUUAUUUGAAUCUUAUAUUAAACCAAAAGUAGAAAAAAUAGAAGAAGACGAUGUCAAAUUUCCACCAAUUAUUGAUAAUAGCGAAAUUGGUAAAGAGCAGCGUAAGCGUCAAAGAUGGUUUGAUAAAAUUAGGCAAUUAGGUAUAGUAGAGGAAAAGAUUUUUGAAUUAAAUAUGCCAAAGUAUUAUGGAUGGAAAAUAAAUAAAAUUGAAGAAGGUGUUUUACCGUAUGAUCCAUUACCGCAAGCACAAUAUAUCACAAGGACUCAUUUAGCGAAUACAGUCAAUUUACCCAAAUAUUACGAUUCUGUAUUGAGCGCUGAAGAAUUGAAUUCCUUAGUUGAAAAGAUCAAAAAUCAGGUCAAAGAUGCUUUAGUUUUUGAGUUUUAUUAUAGAAACCGAGACCAUGAAUAUAAUUCGGAACAAUUAAAUGAUAAGUGUUUUAUGGAUAAUGUAUUAGCUAAGAACGUAAGUCAACAAAUUAAUAGCAUAUUAAUUUCUAAUUUAUGUCCAACCAACGUGCAUUUGAUAGACACACAAAUAGAUAUCGAACCUCGUAUCGAAGCUUUUUGGGCCUUUGGUGGUCUGGAGCAACCGGAAAAAUAUAAAAAAUUCAAUCAAUUUUGUAAUCCUCGUAUUCAUCGUCGGUAUCCUGAACGUCUUAAUCAAUAUAUGAAAUAUAUUGGCAAACCCAUAUUACAUUUAAGGCAUAAUUUACCAUUGAAAGAAAUAAUAUCCUUGAAGGAUUCUGAAGAUGAAAAGUUAGAUAUUCCUAUUAACAAAUUUGAUUUAAGAAAAAUGGGAUAUUUUCAAAGUCGUGAAAGAGCAACGAUUAUACCAGGCUUCUGGCCUGGAGAUUACAGUGAAUUUGGAUUCUUAUCAUAUCAUAGUAUUGGACAUCUUAAAAAUAGGCCAGAACAGUUCAAUGAUAAUGUCGAUGCCAUAAUUGCUCAAGCCAUAUUUGGUUCCUAUAGUUGGUUAUAUACACAAGCCUGUUAUCAGGGAUUUUCAACCUUUCAAGAUCCUACCUACCCUUUGGUAAAUCAAAUGAUUCUUACCAAUGGUCAAUUAUGGAAUUUCUGUGUUUAUCAACUUAAUACAACAACAAUGCAUCAAGAUUGCAUUCAGACAAAUCCAAGAAAAAAUAUAUGUUGGGUAACUGAUUCGAUGAAAUUAUUUGAUCGCAUAGAGAAUGGGGAGGUUAAAGGUUUUAACGAGGAUGUUUUAAGGAAUUUAAUUAAAUUUUACGCAAAUGUACCUCAAAUAAAAGAAGGCGUGAAUAUGAAACCAUAUUUAGAAAAGGAAAAAUUAAUUGCUAAUAUCGAAGAUUCUGAACGUAGAAUAUGGCUUGAAGAACAAUAUAAACAUUUAUUAUCAAAUCGACCUCGACAUAAAUUACCUCCAGAACAAUAUCAUUAUCAAUGGAUAUAUGUUAGGAAAUUUAAUCAUUUUUUGCCUUGGUACAGAAAAUCUCCGUAUGAUAAGGGAAUUAAUGUGUACAAUCGAAAACUUGAUGACCAUACUCCUAAGUAUAUACCCAGAUGUCUGAGGACUAAUCGUAAAUUGAAGUGGGGUAAAACUUUCUAUCCUGAAAUUGAAAAGAAAACGCCAAAAUUAACGAAAAAUCCGAUAUUUACUUUAUGGUAAUAUAUUUUAG